AUGAGGAGGAGCCGACACCGCACAAGUAUGGGACUUCCUGUGCUUUGCAGAUGGCUUGUAUUCAUUGCGGCGGUGCCCGCCUGGCUGCUGGCUGCUCCGAACCCCACGCGUGAGCGUCCGUGCCCGGGAAGCUGCAGAUGUGACGGCAAAAUAAUCUACUGCGAAUCCAAUGCAUUCCGUGACGUGCCAAGCAAUGUGUCGGUGGGAACGCAAGGCCUGUCAUUGCGUUACAACAGCCUGAUGAGCCUGAGACCCCACCAGUUUGCAGGCCUCGGUCAAUUGGUGUGGCUGUACCUCGAUCACAACUACAUCGGUUCUGUGGAUGGCCAAGCAUUCCAUGGUAUACGCAGACUCAAAGAACUGAUUCUCAGUUCCAAUAAGAUCACUUUGCUUAAGAACAACACAUUCCACGAUGUUCCCAACUUGCGAAAUCUUGACCUUUCCUACAAUAAAUUGCAGACACUCCAACCAAAUCAAUUUGUGGGCCUGCGGAAGUUACUCAGUUUGCACUUGAGAUCCAAUUCCUUGAAAACCGUCCCGAUGCGUGUUUUCCUCGAUUGUCGCAACCUAGAAUUCCUGGAUAUCGGCUACAAUAGGCUACGUAGCCUCACGCGUAACGCCUUUGCCGGACUCUUUAAGCUGGUUGAGCUGCAUUUGGAACACAACCAGUUUUCCAAGAUCAACUUUGCUCAUUUCCCCCGCCUGACUAAUCUGAGGGCACUGUAUUUGCAAUGGAACCGCAUCAAAUUGCUGACUCAGGGCCUGACUUGGAUGUGGACCUCGCUGCAAAAGCUGGACCUGUCCGGAAAUGAGCUCCAGACGUUGGAUCCCAGCACGUUUCGAUGCCUGCCAAACCUGCAGACCCUCAACUUGGACUCCAACAAACUGAACAAUGUGUCGCAACAGACGGUGGAGACUUGGAUCUCCCUCACCACCGUCAGUCUCGCUGGUAAUCUGUGGCACUGUAACCCCAACAUAUGCCCUCUAGUGGACUGGCUCAAGGCCUUCAAGGGAAACAAGGAGUCCACUAUGAUUUGCACAGGCCCUAAAGAGGCGCAAGGAGAGAAAGUCACCGAUGUGGUGGAGACUUAUAACAUUUGCACAGUAACGCCGAGCCCUGUGACCUCGACGAGGGCGCCUCUCACGUCUGCAUUUCAAACAGAGCUGCUCCCUCUUCCCACACGGCCUGAAGUGGACAAAAAGCAGGCGGAGAAUAGGACAACUCCUACUCCAUCCCAAGCAUCUCCGACCAUCCCUUUACCCGACUCUGAGUACGUGUCCUUCCAUAAAAUCAUCGCCGGUAGUCUGGCCCUCCUCCUGUCCGUGGCUAUAAUCCUGCUUGUUAUAUAUGUUUCGUGGAAGCACUAUCCCAGCAGCAUUAAGCGGCUUCAGCAAGGCUCUGCGGUUAAAAAGCGGCAGAAAAAGGCUCGGGAGAACGAGCGCUCCUUUAAUUCGCCGCUGCAAGAAUAUUACGUGGACUACAAGCCGUCAAACUCGGAGACAAUGGAUGUGCUGGUUAAUGGGACAGGACCUUACACUUACACGAUCUCAGGCUCCAGGGAAUGCGAGGUCCCGCUGCAGUUGAGAUCCCUGACGUACAGUUGUGAGCCGUCAGUGCUGGACUACUGCCGUGCUCACCUGCACGUCAAGAUGGAGCCCCACUUUACGGAGAUGGAUGGUCUGAGGCCGAGCGGGUACCAGCGAGGCCCGGUGACCGUCCUUCCCCCGGACCAAUUGCCUCUGCCAGUGAGCAGCACAUACUAUUAA
This is a messenger RNA of Nerophis lumbriciformis (worm pipefish), 1767 nucleotides long. The record is from RefSeq and is a predicted model, not a curated record. Lineage: Eukaryota; Metazoa; Chordata; Actinopteri; Syngnathiformes; Syngnathidae.